UUGAUAUAUAUAUUUUUUUUACUUUCAACUCUGUAUUUAGAUAAACUUUGUGAAACAAAUUCAAAAACUUCCCAAAUUUCAGAUUUAAGUUCUCUUUUUUAUCCCAGUUUAGAUCAAGCAGUCAGGAUGAAGUUCUAUCCAAAUGCGGAUGUGUGGUUCUGCGUGGACAAGCCCAGCUGCAUGACCAGCUACCAGAAGUACCCGCCCAAUCACAGCUGGAAGAUUCGGGACCGGACCAUAUCGCGCGAGAUGCACUACUGGCGCGACAUCGAGGGCGUGAAAAAGACGCAGAUCAAGCUGCAGGACCUCUACUUCACCGGCUGGCCCAAAAGUCGCAUCCGUCCGCAGGCCUGUCUGGGCAUGCUCUAUGCCACUGGCAACCGGUUCAUCCGGCUGACCAAGGCGCCGCCCGCGGGCUUCAAGUGCGCCCCACUGCCCGUUAACUUGGCCACCGCCCGCAUUGUCAAAGUGGAGUUGCGCAAAAAGGCUAAGCGCGACAGGUUGGCAGCUAAAAAGGCUAAAAAGGAAGCGAAGAAGGCCAAGAAUGCCGCAAAGAAGGGAAAGGGAGGCAAGGGCGGCAAGGACGAUCUCAAGCCAAAGGUUAUUAGAACCUACGCAGACGCAGAAAAAGCGUAAUUAUGAUAAUAAAAUAUAGUAUAAACGAUGUAUAAGUGAA
This is a messenger RNA of Drosophila gunungcola (fruit fly), 676 nucleotides long. RefSeq lists its product as uncharacterized. The record is from RefSeq and is a predicted model, not a curated record. The transcript has 2 exons. NCBI's taxonomy places the organism in Eukaryota, Metazoa, Arthropoda, Insecta, Diptera, Drosophilidae. The coding region runs from base 127 to 636 and encodes 169 amino acids.